Molecule: messenger RNA, 543 nt
Organism: Lasiodiplodia theobromae
Lineage: Eukaryota; Fungi; Ascomycota; Dothideomycetes; Botryosphaeriales; Botryosphaeriaceae
Product: Crotonase core
Exons: 3
Coding region: 1-543 (180 amino acids)
Source: RefSeq, a predicted model, not a curated record
AUGCAGGCCUCCAUUCUGUCUAUGUUCACUAUCCUCGCUGGCGUCACACUGGCGCAGACGGUAGAGUGGACUGACAUUCCCAAUAUCUGCCGCCCAGCCUGCGCCUACACGAUCAACUUGUCUCAGGGCUGCGCGCAUAACACCAAUGAUGAGUACCUGAACUGCGUUUGUGACAAGCCGCAAUCGCCGAAUUGGAUCCCCAGCUGCGAAGCCUGCGUGGCUACUUUCUGGGAUUCCAACAACGAUGUCAAGAGUCUCCUCAAUUCUUGCUCGUUCACCACCACGGCUUGGACCGGUGUCACCACAGCCACCGGCAGCGAGACUGCAACCGCGACCGGAGCUGCGUCGAGUACUGUCGACGGAACACUCUCUGGCAACAGUGCGAGCUCGACUGCUGCUGUGGGCACUACAACUUCUCGGAGCUCAACGAUCUCGAGCACAUCGAGCGCGACAAGUUCUGAGUUCACCGGUGCGGCUGCCCCCCUUGCAACUGCCGGGAUCGGAAUGGUGGCGGUCCUCAUGGGCUUUCCUGUGAUUUUUUGA